AUGAUGCUGUUAAGAGUAUCAAGUACACUUCACCGACUUAAUAGAUUCCCCCAGCUUAGAAGGCUGAUCUAUAUUAAUGCGGAACUCCAAAAUUCAUUAAACUCGGCGCCUUUCCACCCAGUCAUCGUAAUAGGUGGAGGUCAUGCUGGAUGUGAAGCUGCAACUGGUUCUGCUAGAUCUGGUUCUCAAACCACCUUAAUUACUCCUCACAUCGACAAAAUCGGUACAGCUUCCUGCAACCCGUCAAUGGGAGGUGUUGGCAAGGGAACUCUUCUAAGAGAGGUAGACGCACUAGAUGGAGUUGCUAGUAAAAUUACAGAUAAGGCAGGAAUUCACUUUAAAACUCUAAAUCUCUCUAAAGGUGCUGCCGUUCAUGGCCCCAGAGCUCAAAUAGAUAGAAAAAUUUACUUAAAAGAAAUGCAAAAAGAGAUCCUAAGCUAUCCGAACUUGAAUGUUUUGGAAGCUCAAGUUGAAGAUAUUAUCGUAGAGCCAAUUUUGAACAAGGCCGAAGACAGUAAGGAUGUUUCUGGUAGGCAAUUUAGUACAGUGAAAGGUGUUAUAUUAUCAGAUGGCACUGUUCUUAACACUUCCAAGGUUGUAAUUACCACCGGUACAUUUUUGGGUGGUGAGAUCCACAUUGGACUAACUGCCUAUCCUUCAGGAAGAAUCGGCGAGGAAGCAACAUUUGGAUUAUCCAAAACUUUGAAACAGGCAGGGUUUAGAUUGGGAAGGUUGAAAACUGGGACCCCGCCUAGAUUGUCGGCAAAGACUAUAAACUACAAUAAUUUACCUGAACAACCCUCAGAAAACCCGCCAAUCCCUAUGUCAUAUAUGAACGACACAGUAGAUUUAGCGGACCAUUUAGUAUCAUGUCAUAUGACACAAACCACCCCAAAAAUGCAUAAACUUAUAGCUGAUAACUUAGAUAAAUCUAUUCAUAUAAGAGAAACCGUUAAAGGUCCAAGAUAUUGCCCUUCUAUUGAAUCAAAGAUCAUCAAGUUCCCACAGAAAGAAUCUCACAUGAUUUGGUUGGAACCUGAAGGAUUGGAUACAGACUUAGUUUACCCAAAUGGGAUAUCUUGUACUAUGCCAGAAGAGAUCCAGGCCAAAAUGGUGAGAAUGAUUCCGGGAUGUGAGAAUGUAGAUAUGUUGCAACCGGGGUAUGGCGUUGAGUAUGACUACGUUGACCCCAGAGAGUUGAACAGAACGCUAGAAACAAAAUUAGUUAGUGGAUUAUACCUUGCUGGUCAAAUUAAUGGAACAACUGGCUACGAAGAGGCAGCAGCACAAGGGUGUAUUGCUGGUAUCAAUGCGGGUUUGUCUUUUAAACAGAAACCAAGUAUUGAAUUACUUCGCUCAGAUGGAUUUUUAGGUGUGCUUAUUGAUGAUUUGAUUACUAAAGGUGUGGAAGAACCUUAUAGGAUGUUUACGUCAAGAUCGGAGUUCAGAAUUUCCCUUAGAUCUGAUAACGCAGACAUGCGUCUUACUGAAAAGGGGUGGCAAGCAGGUAUCGUAGGGGAGAAAAGGUACAAUAAGUUCAAAAGUGAAUUAGAACAAUAUAACAACAUUAAGGAACAUUUGAUGUCAACUACAUGGCCCGGUUAUAAAUGGAAUAAGAUUUAUGGAGAAAGGACUUCAAUGCAAGUCAAUUUACUUGCCAGUGCUUGGAAAGUACUUUCUUACACUGGAAUAUCAACUCCAGAAAUGAUAAACAACUUACCCAAUAUCUCAUCAUCUGAAAUUCCGAAGUUUUAUGAUGGAUUAUCUGCUAGACUCAUCAACCGUCUUAACGUGGAAAGUAUGUAUGAUCCAUGGAUGAAGCGUGAAAAACACCACGUAAGAGCAUUCGAAGCUGAUGAGGACCUACUUUUACCUAUCAAUUUUGAUUAUAAUCACAAUGGAAAAGUGAAGAUUUCUUACGAAGUUUGCCACUUAUUAAAUACCAUUCAACCAAAGACUAUUGGUCAAGCUCGUAGAAUUCAAGGGGUUACUCCUGCUGCAAUUUUUGAGUUAUUUCAAUUAGUGAAAGAUAGACAAAGAGAAUUAUCACAACAGAGACAGAUUGAAAACAUUAGCUUUGAAGCGUGA
Molecule: messenger RNA, 2088 nt
Organism: Dujonia railenensis
Lineage: Eukaryota; Fungi; Ascomycota; Pichiomycetes; Serinales; Debaryomycetaceae
Source: the annotation of a GenBank genome assembly